AUGGCGGCGCCGUCGGCGGCCACGCGCAGGAAGCUGCAGCGCAAGUUCCGCCUGCGAGGCUUCACCCUCAAGGUGGACGCUCUCGAGGAGGCCGCCGCCUUCCUCGACCGCUUCCCCGACGCCGAGGACGACGCGCUCGACCUCCUCCUCGACGAGCUCGACAAGGAACCGCUGCAGUCGUCGAUACUGGAUCGGGACGCGGUCCGGCGCGUGGUGGCGCUGCUUGUCGAGGCUGAGGAGGCGCUCGAUGCGGCGUCGCCGGCGGCCACGAGCGCAAGGUCUGCGCUGCGGGUGGUCGACGCGUUCCUCGUGCCGCGGUUCCACUACGACCCAAUCAAGAAAGUGUUUUACGAGCACACAGGCAGAUUAGCUGUCCAUGGAGAAGCUGGAGAUAAAGCUGCCCUUUAUAGGGAUAGGUAUCAAGUGCUGCUUCAGAGGCUGUCUCGUGAUAAAUAUUUCUCUAAGCCAGCUUUUGACACAGUUGCGACCGAAAAUAGUAGUUGCGAGAUAACUUCUAUACAGUCACUAAUUGGGUGCACUGGACGGAGAUGGAUUAUGGGGGUCAUUUCGCAGUUGGAGGAGCGACAGUUCUACUUGGAGGAUCUUACUGGAGCAGUAAAUACAUGUGGAUUUCCUCCCCUGGAGGACAGGGAAGCGUCAGUUUCAUUGCUCAUGGGUCUUGAUUUCUUUGGGGGAGGUGUAAUACCAACUGAAGAAGCACUAAGAUUAUCAUCACUGGAGAAAAAGGCCGUGAAUGAUAUGUUUGUCAUUCUUUCGGAUGUUUGGCUGGACAACCCUGAGACUAUGGAGAAGUUGGCUGUUGUUCUUGAUGGGUAUGAUAGUGUGGAAGUUGUGCCUUCCCUCUUUGUUUUAAUGGGCAAUUUCUGCUCUCGCCCUUGCAAUCUAGCGUUCAAUUCAUUUGAAGAACUCAGAUUUCAGUUUGGAAAGCUUGGCGAGAUGAUUGCAGCUCGAUCUAGAUUAAAGGAACAUAGUCGUUUCUUAUUCGUUCCUGGACCUGAUGAUGCAGGUCCUUCUAAAGCUCUGCCAAGGUGUGCACUUCCAAAAUACCUAAUUGAAGAACUUCAGAAGCACAUACCAAAUGCAAUCUUCGUAAGCAACCCCUGCAGGUUCGACAUGAAACUCAUGCUUAAAAUUCCAACUGAUAUCAGGAUUAUACUGAUAGGGAGCUGUACACAUUAA
Molecule: messenger RNA, 1200 nt
Organism: Miscanthus lutarioriparius
Lineage: Eukaryota; Viridiplantae; Streptophyta; Magnoliopsida; Poales; Poaceae
Source: the annotation of a GenBank genome assembly